UCCUGAUUUGCAACAUCAAACAAACUUUUUCAUUAUUCACUAUGACAACUUUCCUCUGUAAGCGUGUAAUCUUGCGGUGUUUGACGCAAAAUCUACCAGCUGUGUGUGGCUUUUGGCCGUGCCAAAAGUUCCAUGCGCCACACCGAGGAAGAGCGCUGCUGGUGACCGAGGCAAGUCGCUCUGUGGCGGGAUACUCUCACAGACAGGACCGCACACAGGACCGCAGACAGCACACGGAGGCGGGAGUGGCUGUGGAGGUGGAUUUAAAGCGGUUAGACGGGGAUGAUGAUGAUGAUGGCAUUGUGGAAGUGCUCAUGUGCAGACAGAGAGCAAGGAAUGCGCUGGGACAUGUGUUUGUAUCACAGAUGAGAGAGCUGGUGUCCUCUCUAUUCACUGACACGGCAGCCCGGGUUGUUAUCUUUCGGAGCCUGGUUCCUGGAGUUUUCUGUGCUGGUGCAGACUUAAAGGAGAGAGCCCUCAUGAACAACUCUGAGUCAGACCUGUUUGUCCACAGCCUCCGGUCUCUCAUGACUCAGAUAGCUGUCUUGCCCAUGCCGACUAUAGCAGCCAUAGAUGGAGUUGCUCUGGGAGGUGGACUGGAGCUCGCUUUGGCCUGUGAUCUUCGCACUGCAGCCUAUUCUGCACAUAUGGGGCUGAUUGAGACAACAAGAGGUCUACUCCCAGGGGCAGGGGGCAGUCAGCGUCUGCCGCGGACCAUUGGUGUCACUCUAGCGAAGGAGCUCAUCUUCACAGGGCGCCGCAUAGAUGGACGUACAGCUGUGGAGAUGGGACUCGUAAAUAGGGCAGUUGACCAGAACGAGGCUGGAGAUUCCGCCUACAGAGAAGCACUUAGUCUGGCCAGAGAGAUACUGCCCCAGGCUCCCAUUGCUGUGCGAAUGGCAAAGGAAGCGAUGAACAGAGGUGUUGAGGUUGAUAUGACAUCAGCAAUGGCAAUAGAGAGGAUGUGUUAUGCCCGGGUGAUCCCAACAAGGGACAGACAGGAGGGUAUGGCUGCUUUUAUUGAAAAGAGACCUCCAAGUUACAUAGGGGAAUAGACAAUAGUAGUUAAGUGUAUCCGUAAGUCCACUACACAGAAGCAUCCUCACAUGAUCACUGACAGAGGAAAUUAGACAACUGUGUGCUCAAGCAACUGAAUGUGUAUGUAAAUUAAUGUAACCAGUUUUAAGUUUUAUAUCCAAUUUACUGACAUAAGUCUCUUAUUUCAACUAUAUUUAACAUACAUUUAUUCUGUUGAAGAAAAAAGAUUAAAAAACAAAACAAAACUAAACUAAACUACUAAAUCUUCGGGAAUGUACAUUCUUUAUUAUAACAUGAAAACAUCACUCUCAGCAUGACAUGGCACAGUUUAAUUACCCACCUGCACGUUUUUUGUAGAAUAAAUUGCGCUGGUCUUUACCCAGGCAA
This is a messenger RNA of Periophthalmus magnuspinnatus, 1425 nucleotides long. RefSeq names its product enoyl CoA hydratase domain containing 2 (gene echdc2). Gene Ontology annotation, molecular function: enoyl-CoA hydratase activity. Gene Ontology annotation, cellular component: mitochondrion. Bases 42 to 1055 code for a protein of 337 amino acids. NCBI's taxonomy places the organism in Eukaryota, Metazoa, Chordata, Actinopteri, Gobiiformes, Gobiidae. Gene Ontology annotation, biological process: fatty acid beta-oxidation. The record is from RefSeq and is a predicted model, not a curated record. The transcript has 11 exons.